Molecule: messenger RNA, 927 nt
Organism: Durusdinium trenchii
Lineage: Eukaryota; Dinophyceae; Suessiales; Symbiodiniaceae
Source: the annotation of a GenBank genome assembly
AUGCUUGAGGAGGACUUUGAGGAGGAUGUCGUCCCAGAGUUCGGGCGGGAGAAUCUCCUCCGUGUCUACGAGUUCAUCAAGUACUGCAAGUACGAGAAGGAAAUCCCGGAAUUGCCUGAACUUCAGGAGAUCGAUCCCGAAUUCUUCCCUGGACUCACAGCAAAGCCAUGGUGGAAUGUGGAGGAGCUCGACAACCCGGAGUGGGUGGAAAAAGUCGUGGCGGGACUGCCUUAUGUGCAGGGUGAGCUGGCUGACCUGUUAGAGGACAAUGAGGAAUACUUGAUCUCUGACAGUGUCAAAAACGAAGUCAUGGGCGGUGGCUGGUCUGGCUUUCGCCUCCGCCGGCUUGGUGCAUGGUUGUCGAGAAACUGUGAGCUCUUCCCCAAGACGGUACAACUCUUGAAGCAGUCUGACGUGCCAUUGGCCAUGCGUGGAGUCAUUGUUGCACGACAGGUUCCAGGCACCGGCGUUCAGCCUCACAGCGAUGGCAGAAACUUCUUCCUCACCGCGCACUUCGGGCUUAGUGUCCCUCCUGAUUGUGCUAUCACAGUGGGUGGUGAGGAGAGACCUUGGAAGGAGGAUGACUGCAUUGUCUUUGAUACGUCCUUCAUGCAUUCAACCAGGAAUGACUCCGACGAGGACCGCUUCGUUUUGGUGCUGGACUUUUGGCACCCUGAUCUGACCAUCCCGGAGCGAGAGGCCUUGGAAUGGAUCUAUGACUUCCGCAACAAGUUUGAGCAAGGCAAGAUCAAGUACGUUCCAAAGCUUCCAGAUGGCUUCUGGGAGACGCUGUAUGUCUACAGCGCCUGGGGUGGUCGGGACCUGGUGGUGGAGUUGUCUUCAGAUUCAGUCCGAAUCCGGAAGCACCAAGGUGCCUACACAGAAGAGAACGUGCAGAAAGAGCCCAUUGGCCCAGACACUCGGUAA